GCCAGCGCGCAGCCCGCCCGGCGCCGGCAAGCUGGGUCUUGGGAAUGCUGCUUCGCCCUGGCUCGCUCGCUUGUACAAACUCCUGGAUCUUACAUGCCUCUGUAACCCCCCACUUCCACGCCAUGUCCCCAUGCUCCUGCGCCGGCAACAGGACCUGUUCUCUGGAUGUCAGCUGAGUUACUAAGGUGACUCUGCACGCCAGGAGAGAGACCUUGGUAGAAAGAACCUUAAGGCUCUUGGAGACCCCCAUCUCUCCUUCUUUUCUGUGUGUGUGGGUCUUCACUGAACAUUCAAACCUGUUUCUCCAAAGGGUUUUGCAAAAACUCAGACUGUUUUCCAAAGCAGAAGCGCUGGCGUCCACAGCAGAAGUGAUGGGCAGCGUACGCACCAACCGCUACAGCAUCGUCUCUUCGGAGGAGGACGGCAUGAAGCUGGCCACCCUGGCGGUGGCCAAUGGCUUUGGGAACGGAAAGAGUAAAGUCCACACUCGACAGCAGUGCCGGAGCCGCUUUGUGAAGAAGGACGGCCACUGCAACGUGCAGUUCAUCAACGUGGGCGAGAAGGGCCAACGGUAUCUGGCGGACAUCUUCACCACGUGUGUGGACAUCCGCUGGCGGUGGAUGUUGGUUAUCUUCUGCCUGGCUUUCGUUCUCUCCUGGCUGUUUUUCGGCUGCGUGUUUUGGUUGAUAGCGCUGCUCCACGGGGACCUGGACGCAUCCAAGGAGAGCAAAGCGUGCGUAUCCGAGGUCAACAGCUUCACGGCCGCUUUCCUCUUCUCCAUCGAGACGCAGACCACCAUAGGCUACGGCUUCCGCUGCGUCACAGACGAGUGCCCCGUGGCUGUUUUCAUGGUGGUCUUCCAGUCCAUCGUGGGCUGCAUCAUCGACGCCUUUAUCAUUGGCGCGGUCAUGGCCAAGAUGGCCAAGCCCAAGAAGAGAAACGAGACCCUGGUCUUCAGCCACAACGCCGUGAUCGCCAUGAGGGAUGGCAAGCUCUGUCUGAUGUGGCGGGUGGGCAACCUUCGGAAAAGCCACCUGGUGGAAGCUCACGUGCGAGCACAGCUCCUCAAAUCCAGGAUUACUUCCGAAGGGGAGUACAUCCCCCUGGAUCAAAUAGACAUCAACGUCGGCUUUGACAGUGGCAUUGACCGCAUAUUUCUGGUGUCCCCCAUCACCAUCGUCCACGAGAUAGACGAGGACAGCCCUUUAUACGAUUUGAGCAAACAGGACAUCGACAACGCGGACUUUGAGAUCGUGGUGAUACUCGAAGGCAUGGUGGAAGCCACGGCCAUGACCACGCAGUGCCGGAGCUCGUACCUGGCCAACGAAAUCCUCUGGGGCCACCGCUACGAGCCCGUCCUCUUCGAGGAGAAGCAUUACUACAAAGUAGACUAUUCGAGGUUCCACAAGACUUACGAAGUACCCAACACUCCCCUUUGUAGCGCCAGGGACUUAGCGGAGAAGAAAUACAUCCUCUCCAGCGCUAAUUCCUUUUGCUAUGAAAAUGAGGUUGCCCUCACAAGCAAAGAGGAAGAAGACAGUGAAAACGGGGUCCCAGAGAGCACGAGUACGGACACACCCCCUGACAUAGACCUUCACAACCAGGCAAGUGUACCCCUAGAGCCCAGGCCCUUACGGCGAGAGUCGGAGAUAUGACUAAUUCCUCCUCGGGAAUAGUUACUUUGAAACGCAGUCUGUUGGUCAAAGGCCCAAAGCAGUUACGCAGACGACGGUACUGGUGAAGAGGUGGUUUGAGACAAGUGACCACGAGGGACUGAGGCUAGCACGAUGCUUUCAAAGAAAGACUGUAGGCUCAGAGAUGAACCUAAAGCACUAAACAUGCCUGCCCCCCCGUGACCCGAUGGCACAUAACACGUUGUAGAAUAAGUUAUGGGAUGUUUAUGUCUUGUCUUGUGUUUUCGUACCAAACUUGAACUUGCAGGCAAGCCUUGGUUGGUUGGGUAUUUGACGUCUCCAGAAUGCUUCUCUUUAGGGAACAAGAAUGUUUUUAAAUGGCAUCACAUUUUUAAAUGUUUUCAAGGCAAGACUCUGCCUUAACUUUUGAAAAGCUGCUAACUACACGAACACACAUUGUACUGUUGCAGUGUAGUUUUUCUUGUGUGUAAUUUAAAAAGUCAGUGUUGAACUUUCUUGAGAGCUCAUGGUAUGCGCUUCAAAGUGGCAGGUAUUUGGCUGUUAGUUGCCAAAACGAGAGCCUGAUUUUUUGAGGCCAGUAAUUUGUUUGCUAGAAUUGAUUUCUCUCUCUCUCUGUCUCUCUCUGUCUCUCUCUGUCAAUCUCUUUCCGGUUACAUAAGGGCAUUAUGUAACACUAGCCAAAUGGUAGCCUCUGGGUUGUUGUUAUUGGUUUUUUUUUUUUUCUCCAUGAUGUUAAUGGGUGAUCUCAAAUUUUAAGUUAGACUACCUGAAAUAAAUACCAAAGAGAAUGCACAUUUUUGCACAGUGGAGCUUAUACUAAAAAGGAAAGAAAGCCCCACGGCUGCCUUGAAAUCAAGAGACAAUAACUUUGAACCUCAGCAAGACCAUGAACUGCCCUCUCCUUUUGCACCUUAUUCAGAAAACAGAACAUCACACACACAGUCGAGUAAGUGCCGUGCUUUACGUCUCUGUUCCUUCAUGUAACUUUCACGUUAUAGGAGGAAGAAGACAGGGGAAGAAAAAUUCACACGCACGCGAUAUAAACAUCUUUUCUUUCCUUCGAGGUGGUGCUAGCCAGGUGAACGCAUACGACGUUGAGAGACGGUGAUGUGCCCUUAGAUUUUUUUCUGGGUUUUUCCAUUUUUUGCACAUUCCAAAAUUUAUUCCAGAAGACAAGACCUAGGUUGAAAUGAGUUGGCAUCCUUGAUGCUGAGCCAUCCAGCUUGAAAGAUCAAUAGGUUUAUACCCCUGUGGCUGAAUUCCUUGCCCUGACAGCUGGUACAUCUCCAGCUUAACUGCAUCUUCCAAAAGAUGCCACGCCUGGCCUCUAGGCUGGCUCUUACGAUCAGGCUGUCUGGACUGAGUCCUACAGCAUACGAGGGGGCUGUGAAUGCCGAAGUGGGAAGGUGGGAAGAUGCCGAAGAGCCAUUUUGACGUAGCUCAUCAGCUCAAGUAUUCAGGAGGGAGGGGAACAUUGCUUUUUUUUUUUUUUUUUCUAAUGGUACAGAGUAGGAAUGAAAAUGUCUCAGUAAUUUAGGGUCAACAAGAGCCGUAGAAAUUCUAAGAGACUCACGAGUAAAGGAGAUAAUGAUCUAAAAGGGUCCUUUCCCCUUGAUGGAUGCACGCUCAUGAUUGAAUCCGAGCUGAUCCCUUUUGCCCGUGGAGCCCUAGAGCAGGCUACUUAGGGCACAUUGUUUUCCAGAAGCCUCUCCCGCCUGGCUGCCUGACUUGCUAGAAACAUUUUGUUUUGUCUUGUUUUCCGCUCUAGCUCAACAUAAUGGAACUCUCUUUUGGUUUAAAGUUCCUUAUUUGUGAAUUCUGGGGUUGCUGACUUUUCUUUUUAAUUGGCGUCUCAAAAUCAACUCUCUUACGGUAUUAUAUCCCUGUAUGCCAUUAAAAAACAGCUUGUUCUAGAAUCCUGUAUUUUGUAAACUGUUGUCUGUGAUGGUCUCUGGUUCUUGAACAGCCAUAUCUGAAUGCGGUGCCUGCAAUAAUCGGACAGCCUCUGCUGUCCUCAGCCUUCAGAGUCGAUGGGUUUGAACACUGUGGAGUUAUUUUCACUGAAACCAAGUUAGAGAUAUCAAGCAAGUGGAUGUUAUUUUAAGUCCAAACUUAAAGGCAGAUUAGGGAAGUUGUUUAGAGAGUUGGAGGGAUUGCGUGGAUACAGAAUUUUCAUUCUUCUGUAAAUGGCAAGUGUUCGGCCAUUGACAGAGGAUGCUGAUGGUUUCAGCUGCUGCUACUUCGAUAUUUUUGCAAAGGAAAAUAAUCAAACCAAAGAGUAUUCAAUGGUCUAUAAAUUAAAUGAUGAUUCAGUGGAGAAUGGGGGUGACCACAGAAAAGGCACCUUCCCAUCACACAGCUCUGCCACUUAAAAAGACUUGAGAUAUUUGAAAGGGGGUGGGUAGGGGGCAAGAAUGAGGGAGGGAACUCUUGCAACUUCUUUCUGAAAAAGAGAAAAAAAAAAUCUAAAAUUUCUGGUGCACAGGUUUGUUUUUUUUUUUUCAAGAAAAUUUUGCAGAAGCUAUGUUUUUAAAGUGUACAUUUUAUAAAGUUUAUCAGAUAUUUUCAUAUUUAAAGCCAAAUGUAAAUAGAAAUGUAAAGGGAAAAAAGUUGCCAUAGAAAGUAUGAUUUCAGUGCAGCCAUUUCUGAGAGCUAGUACCUAUAUGCUACCGGUUAGCAUGGUUUUAGCAAAUAUUUACCAGCCUUAUAAGGUUCGUAUUGCUAUGUUCUUCUGUUAUUUAUUUCAGCAUGGACUGUUGAUUUGAAAGCUUUUUCUAGUUAUUAGUAUUUUCACAGUGACAAGCUUUAAAUGGCAAUUUUUUUUUUUUUUUUGUCAAGAGCCAAGACACAGGUAAUGCACAACGGUUUUUGUUUUUGUUUUUGUUUUUGCUGCAUUUUACCUUCAAAACAUUUGUCAUUGACUGGGUUUCCUUAAUUAGUGCACACAUGUCAUUAGAAUGCAGGUUGAAGAGACUCACUGUGAAUAUCUGGGGUCUGUUCCGGGAUCUGUGUUGGCUUCUCCGUGACAAGCAAACCCCCACUGAAUUUACUUAGGAAUUAUUCCCUUUUAAAGAAUUUUUGCCCAUAUCUGGAUGGGCAUUAUAUUUUUGGGAGGGGGACUAGAUUCCUGGUUAUCCUAUUUUUAAAGAAAAGGUAGACAAAGUGAAUUCUAUUUUGAUUAUUGAGAAAGGAAUAGUUUUCUAUCCCUCUAAGAGUAUACUUGAAUCAGACAUUUUAAGGAUGUCACCCAUAACUCUGAAACCAUUUCCAAAUUCCUGGUGAAAGUUUGUUUUAUCUUUUUUUUUUUUCAAUUCUAUCAAUGCAUUAUUUCUUCCCUUCACUUCCUUUCUUCCCUGUCAACUCCCACCUCAAACCUUGAUGUUUAUUCAAUGAGUUCUGUCCCCUAAAUCACGUCACUCUUACAAAAAACAAAUGUUGGUUCAUAUUGGAUGAUAAGCCACUCAGUAAAGGUAAAAAGCUUGUUCUGAGAAACAGAGUGAGUGUUUUUUCACUCUGUGUCCAAUAAUGUUAAGGUGAAAAAAAAAAAAGAAGAAAAAAAAAGUGCUGCAGAGUCACUCACUCCCAACUAGAAUCCCUUUUCUAGUUAUGUUGGGUUUCAGCUCUGGGGCUGCGGUGAAUUGAACAAUCCCGGCCUUUGACAAUCGUGAGAGUUAUUAUUUUCCCGUUUGCUGUCUUUUUGUAUCUAAAGUCUUCCUAAUGUACUGCACAAACCAUGGAUUGUACAUAUUUUUAUAUAUUAUGUCUUAUUUUAUUAUUUCUAAAUAAAAAAUUAAAAAUUGAAAACAAA
Delphinapterus leucas (beluga whale) is the source of this 5463-nucleotide messenger RNA. The record is from RefSeq and is a predicted model, not a curated record. NCBI's taxonomy places the organism in Eukaryota, Metazoa, Chordata, Mammalia, Artiodactyla, Monodontidae.